Messenger RNA from Ochotona princeps (American pika), 852 nucleotides. RefSeq names its product progestagen associated endometrial protein (gene PAEP). The coding region runs from base 1 to 714 and encodes 237 amino acids. The record is from RefSeq and is a predicted model, not a curated record. The transcript is spliced from 7 exons. Gene Ontology annotation, molecular function: small molecule binding. NCBI's taxonomy places the organism in Eukaryota, Metazoa, Chordata, Mammalia, Lagomorpha, Ochotonidae.
AUGCAGUGCCUCCUGCUCGCCCUGGCCCUCGCCUGCAGCGUCCAGGCCGUCGUCCUGCCCCAGACCCUGCGGGACCUGGACGUCCUGAAGCUCCGAGGAGCCUGGCGGCCCCCGCAUGCAGGCAGGGGACUCAGGCGUGAGGGGCUGGAGCGAGGUGGCAGCGCAGGGCCGCAGCUGAAGGAGGGGACUGGGAGCCGGGCUGGGGCUGAGGGCACAGGAGACUAUUGCAACUCAGUCUUCCUCCUCCUCCCCCUGCAGCUGGCAGGGCCGUGGCAUGCCGUGGCCGUGGCCGCCCAGGACACCCAGGAAGCUGUGGAGCCAGUGGUGGAGCGGCAGCUGCUUACAAUGUAUGUCAAAGAGCUGCGGCCCACUCCCGAGCUCGACCUUGAGAUCGUCCUGGGCAUGCGGGACAAUGGCAAGUGCAUUGAGGAGAAAAUCAUUGCCAAGAAGACCGAGAUACCCACCAAGUUCAAGUUCAACUAUCUGGCUGAGCGGGAGCUCAUCCUGCUGGACACCAACCAUGAGGACUUCCUGUUCCUGUGCAUGGAGGGCACAGCCAUGCCCCCGCGGGAGCUGGCCUGCCAGUACCUGGCCAGGACGCUGGAGGCCCAGCCCAAGGUCAUGGACAAGUUCAGGGCUGACCUGAAGAUGCUACCCACACCCAUGCAGGUCUUCCGGGACCUCACCCAGCAGGAAGAGCCCUGCCGCCUCUAGAGCAUCUGCCGCCACCCACCAGGUGUGGAGCCCCGCCCCCCGGAGCAGAGCUGACCUGGGGUCCAGGCAGAGGACGUGGUAGGGUCUCUCCCUGCCCCUCCUGGGCUCCCACCUCCUUCCAGGCAGCCGUGAAUAAAC